Messenger RNA from Drosophila bipectinata, 3887 nucleotides. RefSeq names its product Topoisomerase I-interacting protein (gene Topors). Lineage: Eukaryota; Metazoa; Arthropoda; Insecta; Diptera; Drosophilidae. Gene Ontology annotation, molecular function: metal ion binding; ubiquitin protein ligase activity. The record is from RefSeq and is a predicted model, not a curated record. Gene Ontology annotation, biological process: protein monoubiquitination; protein polyubiquitination.
UAUUUUUCAGCAUACAACGGACGGUAACAUAGUAGUGCAGAAAAAUCGAGUUUCCUGCAUUUUCAGGCGUGAAAAUAUACGUGUUAUUGUGUAUUUUAAGGGCUGAAAAUAGUGCAGGCCGGAAGCUAAGACUCUUGGCCAUCGUCGAGGAUUGGAAAAUAGUCAGAAUAUGUGGCCGCUGGCCCAGAAAAGGCCUCACAAAAACGACGCAUGAGACAGCCCGAGAACGAAUUGCGAACCAGAUGAUAUAGCGUGCGAGAGGCAAAGAGAGGCGACGAAGACGGUGAAGAGAGAGAGGAGAAGAAGAGCAGGCCAGAGUAGACACAAAACUCCGACUUUUCCACAUUUUCCAAUCAUAUUUCGUUUGCCAUCGAAUUGCUCCCAACAUGGCCGAGGUUGCCGAGGAGGUGGCUCCGGCUCCGACAUUCUUUGCGGAGGACGUGGGCGGCUCUGUGAUCGUGGAACCCGGAGCCUUACCUCCGACCACCCCAGGAACACUGACACUGCCAGCGGCGGCCAUGAAGUUCGCAGACCUAACAGAGAGUGGUAGCGAGUCGGGCGACGGGGAAGCUGGCGGACAACCAGGGACCAGCGCCUCCGCAUCCGUGUCUGCAUCGGCCAGUGGCAGAUCCUCACCGCCGCCCAAUUGCGCUAUUUGUCUGUCGCGCUGCCGGCGCAAGUGCUUCACAGAUUCCUGCAUGCACCAGUUCUGCUUCAAGUGCCUGUGCGAGUGGAGCAAGAUCAAACCGGAGUGCCCGCUGUGCAAGCAGCCCUUCAAGACCAUCAUCCACAAUGUGCGGACUCUGGAUGAUUAUGACCGAUAUCCGGUGCAGACCACAUCGCCCUCCAUGCAGGAACACUCCUCCCUGCGUUUCCACAUCGUUCGUCGUCCCAGAUACGUGCCACUGGUCCAAAAUCAAGCCGUGAUGACUAACGACAUAGAUGCUGGAGCGGAGAUAGGUGGUGGCGUCUUGGUAGCUGCAGGCGGAGUGGCUGCUGGAGAGGAUGGGAUACUGCGGGCAGUAGCAGAGGAGGUAGUUGGGAGCCGACACACCUACAGCCGGUUCGAGCCCUACCGCAUGGAGCUGAUGAACUUUUACCGACAAGACCAGGAAGCGGCCUCCCCGAACACCUCCCUCAGCCAGCUGUGGCGACGGUAUGUCUACGACAGAAAGCUCUACGCGCUGCCAGUGAGCGACAGCAGCACGGGACACUUUCGCCAGUGGAGUGCCCGGUUCUACAGAAAUAAUCCCGCCCAGAUGCAUCGUCUGAUGCCGUGGAUCCAGCGCGACAUCAUUUGUCUCUUGAGGAAUGCGGCGCACAGCGUCAGUACCGUGAUGCAGCUAAUGAACGACAUCCUGCCGAUGACGAACAUACUCGGCCCCACAUUCCGGCGCCGCUUGACGCCAUACCUGGGCGACCGCACCAGUCACUUCAUCCACGAGCUGUUCAACUUUGCUCGCUCGCCCUUCGACAUGAUUGGCUACGACCAUGUGGUUCAGUACUCUGCCCGCGUAGCCGAGGAGGUGGAAGUCGACCUCCUCGACAUGGUGGAGACCCAAUCCUCUAAUGGAAGUGAACUCCAUCUGGACGUGGGCGAUGGCGACGGAGACGGCGAGGCCGGAAAUGCAGAGUCAUCGAACGAUUGGAGCGCUGCCAGCGGCCGCCCCUCCACGAGCGUGAUUGUGACCAAUCCCAGUGCCACACAUUCCUUCAGUGUGACGAUGGCCAGUGAUGGCAGUGAGCUGCCAGGCAUAUCCAUCCGCCGCACCGCAACUUCCAAUGUAGGCUCCCAGACUGUGGCCAUCAACCUCAGCAUGCGGCGUCCGGCAGAGCAGGUGGAGGCGGAGUCAGAGGUUAUCGAAAUCGAUGAUGGCGAUGCGGCCGCCAAUGCCGAAGUGGCUGCCAUCACGGAUGGUAGCAGUUCCAGCCGGCGGAAUGCAGGCGCAGCUCUGCCGGUCAGCGCCCACAUUGAGCUCCAGAGCAGCAGCAGCUCCGGCGAUGAAGAUGAAUGCGUAUUUGUCCUGGAGCUGAAACCCCCACACCUGCGCACCCCGGAGCAAGUGAGCCUGGACUCCAACAGCGACUCCGACGUGGUUUUCGUUGACGAGCAGCGAGAAAAUCCAGCUACCGCCAAUCCUGAGGCGCCAUCCACAGCGGAAGCGGCUACCAGGGAUCAGGGCCUGUUUAUGGGACCAAGUACGAGUGCGGCGGCCAAGGGUGGCAAAAACUGGGAGCUGGUGCUGGAAGAGGUGCGCCGGAAAGACCAGAGACGGGCCACUCGAGUCCGCCAACUAAACUACUUCGGAGCCAGAAGCGCCAGCAAUCCCAGCAGCAACAGCAGCUCUAGUUUUAACUUCUCCAGCGACAGUGACGACUCCAGCUCCAGCAGUUCCGACUCUGAGGGCAGAAAGAAAAAGCGCCGCCGGCCCAAGGCGUCUAGAAAGCGUCCUGCCAAAGCUGCACAAAGACCCCGCCGCAAGCGCAGUCGCCGUCAGACGGCUAGAAGGAAACUUAGUCCAAAGCAGGAGGAGCAUGAGCAGGAUCUGCCCCCGGAGCAGCCGCAGAUGCCGCUGGAGAGCAGCAGUGACUCGGGCAGCUCAAGUGAUGAUGAGUCCGCCGCCGACAGUAGCGGAACCUUGCGUCCUAGCAACAGCAACGCAAACAAGGACACCUCCAGUAGCGACGAUUCGGAUGACGACAGCACGGAGAACCUGCAGCUCAGCGCCUUGAGAGCAACUUUGAAAGCGGAGGCCACUUUGGAAGAUCGGAAACCACUCAAACGAGAGCUGCAGCUUCCCGAGGACGAGGUGGAGAAUCAGCAGCUAGAGCCGACUUUUUCCCAUCAGGCAUUGUCCCGUCAGGAGGACAUCGAACCAGGAUGCAGUGAACCGAAGCGACGACGCAGCUGCAGCAAUAGCAAUCUGUCCAACUACAGUUACAGUAGCUCAACGGAAAGUACCAGCUCGGCUCCAGUAAACUCCUUUAUUUGGCCCCCAUCGAAAUAUGGAAAGGAUCCACUGGUUCGUGGAGCGGCAGUUGAGGAGCUCGACAUAGCCAACUCGCUGAUCGAGCUUGCUCCGCUCUCUAGUGAGGCACGUCGGGAAAUGGAUGAAAUUUUUAACGUUCAAUCCGAUGGCGCGGAAGAUUCCAUAAGUUUCUUAAGCAACGACUUGCCGCGCGGAGAAAGCAAUUUGGAAAGAGCAGAUUCCCCUCUGGGGCUCUAUUCUGACGAUGCAGUUGAAACGGAGGUUAGCCAAGAACCAAUGCCCUUGGAUGCACCUAUUGACGUGGUAGGAGAAGCGGAAGUUGAGACCGCCGAGGAUACGGCAACGGCCAACGAAGAGCAAGAUGAGGAUGACGACGAGGAAAAUGAAGAACCGAAUGCAGGAGAAGAUCAGCAGACAAAUGUAGAUGAGGACGAAAAGCAGAAUACCGGUGACGAAGAUGAAGAUAAAGAAGACAAUGCAGGUGAAGCUGAUGAGGAGGAGGAGGAGGAGGACAACGGCGACGACGACGGCGAGGGCGAGGGCGAGGAUGACGAUGAUAAUGAAGAAGAGGAGGAUCAGAACUCGGAGAACUCUGAUCCCGACGGUGUGUACGCCCUCCUGGCGUCUCUGGAAUAGGCUAACCUCUUUUAAAGUUAUUUGUAAACGUUUUUUAACUGGUUUCCGUCUUGUCGUGUUCCGAAUCCUAAACCAUACCCAAAAACAAAAGGAAGUACAUAUAGAUUGUAUAUGUUUCAAAAGUAACUUAAGUUGCUUGUAAGUAAGGUCUAAUCUUAAGGUCGUAGUUGUAUCCUAGCGCUAGGAUUGCCAUUUUAAGUUGUACAUAUUCACGUCUAUUCUAAUAUGCAUUCAUACAUACAUAUAUAAAUGUAGCCGCAA